Messenger RNA from Puntigrus tetrazona (Sumatra barb), 2896 nucleotides. It is a transcript of the gene slc38a9, whose product is annotated as solute carrier family 38 member 9. Gene Ontology annotation, biological process: amino acid transmembrane transport. Lineage: Eukaryota; Metazoa; Chordata; Actinopteri; Cypriniformes; Cyprinidae. Gene Ontology annotation, molecular function: amino acid transmembrane transporter activity. The record is from RefSeq and is a predicted model, not a curated record. The transcript has 15 exons. The coding region runs from base 151 to 1797 and encodes 548 amino acids.
GUAGAGGUGGACAUGCACUACGAAUCCCAUGCGACAUUUGAAAAGCAUGUGCGGUUUAAAUACUGAGUUUCCUUUUCAAAACAUUUGUUUGUCUCAGCAGAUUGUCGGCUUUUGUCAGCAUCGGUGAUGAGGGUUUAAAGCACAAGCAUUAUGGAUGAGGACAGUAAACCGUUACUCGGAUCAGUGCGAGCUGUGGAGUCUUACGCAGAUUCACUGGACCCCAAGCAAAGAAGGCCGUUUCAUGUGGAGCCCAGAAACAUAGUGGGAGAUGAGAUUCAGGAACGGGUAUCCGCUGAAGCUGCAGCACUGAGCAGCAGAGUUCAUUACUAUGGCCGUUUGACAGCCUCUUCAGACCGACUGCUGGUCCCUCCAGAUCAUGUGAUUCCUUCUCCCGAGGACAUUUAUAUCUACAGUCCACUGGGAACAGCGUUCAAAGUGCAGGGGGGUGACAGUACUGCUAAAAACCCCAGCAUUGUCACAAUCUUCGCUAUAUGGAACACCAUGAUGGGAACAUCAAUAUUAAGUAUGCCAUGGGGCAUAAAACAAGCUGGUUUUACUCUGGGCAUCAUCAUUAUUGUUCUCAUGGGCCUGCUGACGCUCUACUGCUGCUACAGAGUAUUAAAGUCCACAAAGUCCAUACCAUAUGUAGACACGUCAGACUGGGAAUUUCCUGAUGUGUGUAAAUAUUACUUUGGGGGAUUCGGAAAAUGGUCGAGUCUUGUUUUCUCACUGGUGUCACUGAUUGGUGCAAUGGUGGUCUACUGGGUCCUUAUGUCCAACUUCCUGUUCAAUACAGGAAAAUUCAUUUACAACUAUGUUCACAAUGUCAACACGUCAGAUGCUUUUGGCACAAAUGGAACAGACAGAGUGAUAUGUCCAUAUCCAAAUGUGGAUCCAGACGGGGACCGUACUCUCGACUACUAUGCAAGUGAUAACGGCACAGGACAGGUGUUUGAUCGCUGGUGGAGUAAAACCAACACCAUCCCAUUUUACCUCAUUGUUCUGCUGCUGCCGCUCCUCAAUUUCCGCUCUGCUUCCUUUUUCGCUAGGUUCACCUUCCUGGGCACCUUGUCAGUGGUUUAUCUCAUCUUUUUGGUCACAUAUAAAGCUAUUCGAUUGGGCUUUCACCUGGAGUUCCACUGGUUUGAUUCAACGGCGUUUUUUGUUCCAGAGUUCAGAUCACUGUUUCCUCAGCUGAGUGGGGUUCUCACACUGGCGUUUUUUAUUCACAACUGCAUCAUCACGCUUAUGAAAAACAACAGACAUCAGGAAAACAACGUGAGGGAUCUGUCAUUGGCGUACCUGCUGGUGGGGUUAACAUACCUCUAUGUGGGCGUGCUGAUCUUUGCUGCUUUCCCAUCACCACCGCUGUCGAAAGACUGCAUUGAACCAAACUUUCUGGAUAAUUUCCCCAGCAGUGACGUCCUGGUGUUUGUUGCAAGGACUUGUCUUCUGUUCCAGAUGACCACAGUGUUUCCUCUGCUGGGGUACCUGGUGCGUGUGCAGCUCAUGGGACAGGUCUUUGGCGACCAUUAUCCAGGUUUCCUUCAUGUGUUUAUUCUAAACCUUCUUCUUGUGGGAGCUGGAGUUCUUAUGGCCAGGUUUUACCCCAACAUUGGCUCCAUCAUCAGGUAUUCAGGGGCCAUAUGUGGCUUGGCUCUGGUGUUUGUGCUUCCCUCUCUGAUCCACAUGGUCUCACUGAAACGCAGAGGCGAGUUACGCUGGCCUUCCGUUGUCUUCCAUGGCUUCCUCAUUCUGCUUGGAGUGGCCAAUCUGUUCGGCCAGUUCUUCAUGUAGCGCACUGUGCCUUAAAUCAACCUAACGUCGCCUGUGUUUACCUGACGGAAGAGGAAUUGGUGAGUCUGGAACGGUUCCUUGGAUAGUUCUCACAGGAAUGAAGUCGUAGGACUGGAAGGACAAAUAGUACUAAUCGAGUACCCAUGGAUUUCAUUACAAAAACUCAAAGACACACGACCUCUUAUUUUUGACAUUUUAAAAGGGAUUCAUUCAAGCUAUGCAUUUAUCAUGCUACUUUUUAACGGCUAUCAUUAGCUAUCAACUAUUUCAGCAGGAAAUCAAUAGUUUUAAAUGUAUUUCAUUUUUUUUUUAUUCAGAAUCACUAUAAAGAUUUGCUUCCUCAAUCUGAAUUUGAAACAUUUAGUUGAGUGCAGAGUGAAGACACUUAUGUUACAUGAAACGGGCAGGUGUUUUUUUUAUUACUUGAACUGUACCUGUGGAUUCUGCUUAUUCACAUUCAAUUAAAUUAUUCACAUUCAAAAUCAAGUGCUCCAAAAACUAAAGAAAGCUGAUUCAGAAAGUCAGCGUGCAACAUAAAUGUAACCUCAAGGUCUUCCGGACCUGGUCCACACUGAGUGUCGUAGAAAUGUUGUGAAAUGUAAUCUGCACACAGUAAUUAAUGGAUGCAUUAAGGGAAAUGGAAGUCUCUAUAUUUGUUUUGAGCUUUUUGAAACAUGUGCACAUCAAUAAGGGAAGCUUAAUUUGCACACUUUUGUGAGAUUUUCAAAGCUUAUGUCACUUUGAAGUGUAUGUAAAUUUCCAUUUAUGUAUGUUUUUGUCUUGUGUAUUUUCAAACGAUUAAAUUGAAAUUAAAUUGUGACCUCUCUGUAUUAGAGGAUAAUAAUGAAGUGCAAAUUGAACCCAGCUCAGUUAAAACCUGUAUGGUGUUGUCAGCUUGAGAGUGUUUUCUUCAUAAAGUUGUUUCAUUACCUUUAAAAAGUAUUGAAUGUUUUUAAGGAAAAUGUCAGUUGACCAAAUGAAUACAUGUCUUCAUAUCACAGCCAAGCACUUUUAUUAUAAAGUGUCAGAAGAACAAAACUACAUGGUUUCAAACGUGCUGUAAUUAAAAAGAAUAAAAACUUGCAAUAUUUGUUUUGUA